AUGUCAUGUGGGUCUGUGUCAAAAGCCUUGCUGAAGUUCAGGUAUGUUAUGUCCACCACUUUCCCCCAGCCCCCAACCAGUUACCUCGUCAACGAAGGAAACCAAGCUGGUUUGGCAGGAUUUGUUCUUGGUCUGUCCCAGCCGGAAGCCCCAGCCAUGGGCAGAGCCCUGCCGCCACAGCAGGAUGCAAGGGAACGGGAUCUCCAGGCUCAGGGCUCCUCCUGGAGAGCACGGGCUCCUGCCCCCCAUGCAGCCGCAUUGAGGGUCCUGAUCCUCGCCCUGCUCUGGAGGGGGUCCCUGUCCCAACUGCCCGGAUUUACCCUGACAGUGCCACAGUCGGUGUCAGUGCAGGAAGGUCUCUGCAUUCUCGUCCCCUGCACCUUCGCGUACCCAGCCUCUUAUGACACUAAGAAUUCCUGGUCCCGGCUCUACAGAUACUGGUACAAGGAUCCAGCCAAUGAGGACUCUGAUCCGCCCGUGGCCAGCAGUGACCCCAGCCGGGGAGUGUCGCAGGAGACCCAGGGUCGGUUCCAGCUGGCAGAGAAUCCAGCACGCGGUGACUGCUCCCUGCAAAUCAGCGACGCCCGACGGACGGAUACGGGGAAAUAUUUCCUUAGAGUCGAGAAAGGAAACUUUAAAUACAGUUACCACUUCAAUUCCGAUGGCACUGAUGCAAAGCUCACGAUCUCCUUGCCAGGGCUAACGGAGGAGCCAGAGAUCCAGAUCUCGCCAGCAUGGGGGCUGCCAGGGACGCUGCUGGCCGGGGAGCCGGUGACUGUGACCUGCACGGCCCCUGGGCGCUGCUCCGGGCCCCCUCCCCGAGUCACCUGGACGGGGCCGUUCAGCGACACAGCCCGGGAUGUCUCAGCCCAGCUGGCGAACGGCACCUGGGCCCACAGCUCCGCGCUCAGCUUCAUACCCGGCCCAGGGGACCAUGGCAAAGAGCUCGCCUGCACCGUCACCUACAGGCCACCACAGGGACCUUCCACCAACAGAACCGUCCAGCUCCACGUCGGCUGUGAGUGACCCCCCCAGCC
Messenger RNA from Chelonoidis abingdonii (Abingdon island giant tortoise), 1037 nucleotides. RefSeq names its product sialic acid-binding Ig-like lectin 13. Gene Ontology annotation, cellular component: plasma membrane. NCBI's taxonomy places the organism in Eukaryota, Metazoa, Chordata, Testudines, Testudinidae. Gene Ontology annotation, biological process: cell adhesion. The record is from RefSeq and is a predicted model, not a curated record. Gene Ontology annotation, molecular function: sialic acid binding.